UUCAUUUGCUAGACACUUGCAGUUUUAUAAAAGUUUAAACCUAAUUUUUACGUUUUAGCUCAGGCAAACACAGUAUAAAGCAGUCUGUCAGUAUGCCAUGGUUCGAGAACCUAACCGAGAAACACAACGUUUAAAUGGCCACUGAUUCGAAAGAUAAAUGGAGAAGAACACUGGAUUUCGCAGUGUGCAAGAGGGUCUACGACUGUUUGCACGGUUCGGCUUAGUGGUAUUUCGGGCACACCAUACACCAUUAGAAAGAGCAUGGAAUUUGCUAUCUGAUUGGUGAGGUUUAAUUACGAUCCAAUCAGAAACCCGACGGGCAGGGCGACGAGAAGUACGAGCAUACAGUUUACGAGUACGAAGCACGGCUAGCAAGUCGGUUCCGGUUCAGAGUGGCUGAAUAUACACACGCUGUAAUACCGUAUCUAGAUAAGCCAUUGUUUUACUGUUUUUGGUGUGAGUGGGUUUCUGGCGGUUUAUUUGAAUUGUCGAGGAAUGGGCGGUCGUCGUUGUUCAGCAUUUGCCUGCCCAAACGUUCGGCCAAGCAAUCAGUCAACAAUCUCUUGUGUUCGGACGUUUCAUAAGUUUCCUGAUCCCAGACACGAUGCAUAUCGACGGUCGCUGUGGAUCGCUUUCAUGCGGCGCGGUCCUUCGGGGAAACCCUCCACUUAUUCAUAUCUGUGUUCUGACCAUUUCCUUAAAGACUGUUCUGAAGAAGGUUGUACAGAACGUUUGAGACUGAAGUCCACUGCAGUGCCAACUAUCGCGCCGGGUCAUGCUGCAUUACAGCCUGCUGGAAUCUUGGGCGUCGAACCUAACUCUAAUUUCGCCAACCACUCACCACUGCUCGACAGCAGCAAGGAAUUCAAGCCACUGGUUCUGAGACGCGGUAAACGACUCCUCCACGCAACCAGUGAUGCCCAACGCUCCAAGAAGAGCAGCAAUUCCGACGAAGUAGAUGAUUACAUUUCUGAAGAUGCUUCCACUGGGGAAACUGGACGCAAAGAUGUUUGCACACAGAAACCCGAAAUUGAGUGCAAAGUAGUUGCACGGACAGUGGAAGAUUUGUUCGAUUAUACGAGGCUGGAGAGCAAUCUGGAUCUGGUGCGCCUUCCACCGUUUUGGAACGCAUGCGUAUUGGAAAAGGGAAGCACGGUUGUCUUUCUGCGACUGGAUCCUGAUACCUUCGAAACCCUUUUUACUGUCGCAGUUUCGGCUCGGCUGGAAAUAAAGAUUCUUGUGCGGAAUCGCCCGUACACUCCCGGAGAUUUUUCGGUUCGCAAAGUGGUCAGCUUCCAGACUAUUGCUGAUUUGGCGUUCGCCUUGGAAACGAGCACAUUAUGCCCAUUGUCGGAAACAAAGCUAACAAAUUCCCACUGUGAUCUCGCAUACCGCGGAAAAAAGGUGAACUGCCCAUCGUGCAAAAGAUUUUGUCAACUGCAUGCGGCUGCCCAGGAAUACGGGGCAUGAUUGUAGUUAGUAUCAUUUCGGUCUACCGCGGUGAUUCAAAUAGUGGCUGUGAUAUUGUGGACCUGCCUGUUGGGCUCAGUUCACAAGAAUUAACUGGAAACGCUUAUCUUCUUUGGAUUUUCUGAGUCGUUGCAGAAGCAACUGAUGGCUGUUAUGAUCUUGCUAAACUUUUCUAAAAUUCCUGAUUCCUGAAUCUUCUGUUGCUGCCUUUUUGUACAUAAAUGUGGAAGCCAUUUCGCACGAAGUCGAAAUAAAUACAGGAGU
Paramacrobiotus metropolitanus is the source of this 1734-nucleotide messenger RNA. RefSeq lists its product as uncharacterized. The record is from RefSeq and is a predicted model, not a curated record. NCBI's taxonomy places the organism in Eukaryota, Metazoa, Tardigrada, Eutardigrada, Parachela, Macrobiotidae. The coding region runs from base 496 to 1470 and encodes 324 amino acids. The transcript has 2 exons.